This is a messenger RNA of Anguilla anguilla (European eel), 2636 nucleotides long. It is a transcript of the gene coasy, whose product is annotated as CoA synthase. NCBI's taxonomy places the organism in Eukaryota, Metazoa, Chordata, Actinopteri, Anguilliformes, Anguillidae. Gene Ontology annotation, molecular function: dephospho-CoA kinase activity; ATP binding; pantetheine-phosphate adenylyltransferase activity. The transcript has 10 exons. Gene Ontology annotation, biological process: coenzyme A biosynthetic process. The record is from RefSeq and is a predicted model, not a curated record. The coding region runs from base 197 to 1900 and encodes 567 amino acids.
UUUCAUUAUUUAACGCCUAAUUUUAGCUAGCCAACAGGCUAGUUUCUGCAGCUAACAUUACCUUAAUUACUAACUUGGCUAGCUGAAAUCAGAAGCUGCCUGAACUUCGUCGCAAAUUCUCUUCGUCGGCUGGCAGACUAAAUCGGCGCGUUUGCGCAGCCCCACUCCAGUGUGUGUCUGUCACCGGCCAGGCAGCAUGUCUAUGUUCAGCACGGGCAUCCUGGUCCUCACGUCUCCACUGCACACCCUCCCGCUACGCAUCGCACCCGUCCUCAGCUCGGCCGCCCAGGUGGUGGAGCGCACACUGUACGUGCACCUGCACCCGGGACUCAACCUGGGCAGCGCAGGCCAGGCCCGACCAGUCUACAUCCCCCCGGCGGCGGAUGUCUCCAGCCUUAUUUCCCGUCUCUACAGCAACGCAGCCGACGUGUGCGGGCAUCUGGACGUGCGGGUGUUGCUGACCAAUUUCCGGGCUCAGCAGGGCCUGACGGGGACGAGGGGAACCAAUGACCCAUUCCCUUCCCCGCAGGCCCUGUCCCACUCCCCGGAAGUUGUGCUGACUGACUUCCCCCUGCAAGACCCGGGCCAGUCUUCGCUGGUGGCCCAAUGCCUGCAGAGAUAUGCUGGGUGCUGCUACACUUGCACCCCGGGGUUGACUUCCGUGCUGCUCCAUCCCCAGCUGAAAUCUCUGCAGAAGGGUGGGGAGCGGCCAGAGGAGGAAGACCUGAAGCAGGCUGGGGAAACUGAACCAGAGCUUCUGCAGACCUACAGUGACGUGGUGGUGGGUGGCACAUUCGACCGGCUCCACGGGGCACACAAGACCCUGCUCAACAUCUCUUGCCUUCUGGCUAACAGACGCUUUGUGAUUGGGCUUUGCGAUACAGAACUGUUGAAAAAGAAAGUGCUGAAGGAGUUAAUAGAGCCCUACGAUCUACGAUCCGAGAGGCUCCUGGAGUUCCUCCGAGACAUCAAGCCCUAUCUGCAGUAUGAGAUUGUGCCCCUCUCCGAGCCCUUUGGCCCCUCCAUCACCGACUCCGAGCUGCAGUGCAUCGUGGUCAGCGAAGAGACGAGGAAGGGAGGCGAGGCCGUAAACAAGAGGCGCCUGGAAAACGGUCUCUCAGAGCUGGUGCUGCAUGAGAUCCAAGUGAUCAAAGAUGCCCACCACAGUGAGAUAGAGGAGGAGAAGAUCAGCUCCUCCAGCUUACGCUCCAGACUGCUAGGAACUCUGCUCACGCCCCCCAAGGACAAUCCCCUCCUCCCCCCUGUUCCGUAUGUGAUCGGGCUGUCAGGGGGCAGUGGCAGCGGAAAGAGUUCCAUCGCCCGACGUCUGGAGGCCUUGGGAGCGGUCUGCAUCGAUGGCGACCAGUUGGGGCACGAGACCUACCGUCCUGGGGCUGUCGCAUACAGGAGAGUGGUAGAAGAAUUUGGCGAAGAUAUUCUGAAUGAGGACAAAACAAUCAACAGACGUGCCCUUGGCAAAAAAGUCUUUGAGAACAAGGAGAGGUUGAAGACCCUCACUGACAUCGUGUGGCCAGAGAUAGCACUCCUUGUCAAACAGAAUAUCCAGGAGGCCAGAGAGGAAGGUAAACAGGUGUGUGUUGUGGAUGCAGCUGUACUGCUGGAAGCUGGCUGGACUGAUAUGGUGCACGAGGUUUGGGUCACCAUCAUCCCAGAGGAAGAGGCAGUGUCGCGGAUCACGGCGCGGGACGGGGUGAGCGAGGAGGACGCGCGGAGGAGACUGCAGAGCCAGUGGCCUAAUGCCCAACGAGUUGAACACGCCAACGUGGUGCUGUGCACACUGUGGGACCCUGAUGUCACACAGAGACAAGUUCAAAAGGCCUGGGCCCUCCUACAGGAGAGGAUUCGCAAGAGUCAGGAGAAGAGCAACCCUCUGUCAUGAAUGGUGUUAACAGUGGCAUUAUAAAGGACAUUUCAGCCUGGGUCUGGUUGAAUAUAAAGCCUGACAUGUAUAAUGGGUUGUGUCAUUGGUGACAAAUAAAUUGGCCAGCAGCGGAACUGUGUGCGAAUUUUGAGAAGUGAGUGACUCAGAGGUUUGAUUAUGAUAUUAUGUAAUGUCAGCAUCAGAGUCUGUGUACCUGUCAUGGUACCAUAUCCAGGCUUGUUUACGACCUAACAUUUGAUACACAAUGUGCCUGUAUUGUAAAACUUCAUGAUAGCUGGAUAUGUUUCUGAGUUAAUUGUUAUAAAUUGGAUAUGUUUCUGGCAUUGUUUAUGAAUGACACUACUGCUGUGAGGAAAAAUACGAAAAAAAAAAAAAAAAAAAAAACUGGCCAGACUGUUCCUAUUCUUUGUCACAGAAGUAUACCUGUUAUGUAUGGUAGACAAUCUGUCAGAUUGCAUUUUAACAGUGCUGCAAAUACCAUAUUUUUGGGACAUCGAACUGUAAAGAUUGAGCGAAAGAAUGUUGCACAUGGUUUAUUAUUUCUAUUUAAGACCGAAACAUGAGUACUGCUAUUUUAAACAAAUGCACAAACACCAGUGUACAACACAAAUGUAAAACUAAUAUUUUUUUUCCUUGGGGGCGGUUGGGCAAAAAAGCAUUUAUUUGGUUUAAGAUGGACUAUUCUAGGAUUGAAUAUUAUUGAAUAUGUAUAUAAAAUGUUCUAAAAACAAAA